AUGUCCCAGUCCGACGUCGACAAGGCAAAGGCAUGGGUAUACAAGAUGUACCGUAUGGCAGACUCGAAGGUUGACAUGGUAUCGAUGUUCAUCAACGAUGAGGGUGUGUUCAGCGUUAUGGGAUCUCCACCUGCGAAAGAUCAAACACGGCUCCACAAAUGUCUUGGCAUCAAAUUAUGGGCGCUUAAUCACAAGAACUGGGUUUCAUCUGCCAAAGAGAUCUCUGUCUCUGAUCCCUACAUCUUUGUGAAGCUCUCGGCCACAUACCAAUUCAAAAGCGGUUCUCAGCAGGUCAUUAAAUGUUUGGCGACGUGGCAUAAAUCACUGGAGGAAAGCCACGCGUUGGGAGUAGAAAUCGACGGCGACUUCUCAAAGUCUUCUAUGAAUUACUAA
Molecule: messenger RNA, 393 nt
Organism: Cyclocybe aegerita
Lineage: Eukaryota; Fungi; Basidiomycota; Agaricomycetes; Agaricales; Hemipholiotaceae
Source: the annotation of a GenBank genome assembly